AUGAUUAAUAGUAACCCUAAUAAAAGUAUUCAGCCAAUUAAAGAAAACUCAAAAAAAAGCAUUGAUGAGCCUUAUAUGAGUAUGGAUGAUAUUGAUAACGGUGAAUAUGAAACUAUUUCAGUUGAUGAGAAUUUAGAAAAUAAAAUUCCUUAUAAUGCUAAAGGAAAAAUAAAAUGGUGGAGUAGACGGAAGAUUAACUCUGAGACACUUCCCUAUGGAGAUGGCAGGACUCGUCCCAAUGAAGCUAAAAAUAGUGCCUCUGUCACUUUUUGAAGUAGGCCUUUUGGUUUGGGAUUCCUGUCGAGCAGGGAAGUUUUGAUUUUCUCCCUAAGGUUGUCCCUGCCAGAUGGUCUUGACAGGUUUUCAUUUAGUCUUUCAUAGGGCAACCAUAAGAGGAGGCUCUUACCUAGGGAGCUAAUCUUUAGGCUAGAUAGUUUCGCCAGGUAGGCAGGCUCGUGGUCUAUCCGCUUAUGGUUUUAUAAUUUUAACCUAACUCAUAAUGUCAAAAACGUUAGAACUCCAGAAGUCAGGCCAGAAGAGCUCACAAAAAAGCAAAAUAUAAAAUUAAGCACUGGAUAUUCCAAAAAAUUUCAGGAAAAUGAAUAUACAAUUCCAAAAUCAAACGACUAUUAUAACCCUAAAAGUGGCAAGUAUUAUGAACUAGGAGGAUUAGGACCUCUAACUGUAGGCACUGAAGAAUGAAAUAGAAGGAAAGAAAUGCAAGACAGAAGAAAUCUCUAUGCGAAGCAUGUAAAUACAGCAAAUGCUAAUAGUCUGCCCCCUGCAAAACCAAAAAAAGUUGUAGAAAAAGAGAAAAGUUCUCGAGAAAAAGCUAUUGAAUUUGCAAAAAACGUUCCGAAGCCUAUUCCCAAACCUAAGGUAGUUGCUAAGGAGGAAACAAAAGAAUAUUCACCUAUAAAGCCAUCAAGCUUGCUGAUAGAACAAUUGGAAAAACAUGAGCUCUACAAAGCGAAAAUUCAGGAAAUCAAAGCUCAAUUCUAUAUGUAA
Molecule: messenger RNA, 1008 nt
Organism: Blepharisma stoltei
Lineage: Eukaryota; Ciliophora; Heterotrichea; Heterotrichida; Blepharismidae
Source: the annotation of a GenBank genome assembly